AUGAUUAAAUUUUAAAAAUUAGAUCAGCCAUUAGCCAGUCUAGAAACAGUUAAAGUCACAUCUCCUUAGAAUAAUCGAUUUUUUAUUGUCCAUCCAUCGCCAAUCGAAAUCUAGACUCAAACUCAAAAUUUCUUUUGUGGAUCCUCAGAAUUGCUAAGAUAAAUACCUCCUCAUGAUAAAGGACCUAAACUUGAUUCUAAAGGGUAGAUCAUAAGACACACAUUAGUUGGUUCUGUCCAACAAUUUACGCUUGAAAAAUAAAGAAGACAAAGCACAGGCAAGAAACCUUAAGUCAAGUUGUAAACCUAACUACAACCUGAAAUCGAGGUUCCACCUAUGAUUAAUAAUAGUUACACAAAAUUAACUGAAUUUAUGUCAAGUAAGGAUCUUGUCAAAAAAUCCCCAAACAAAGUCAAAUCUAAAGAAUACCAACUGAUCUAAUUAAAUGAGGAAUAAGUACAGUAAGAAAUAGUUGAUGUUGAGAGAAGAGUAAAAAUCAAUUAAGCUGAAACUGCCAAAUUGAAUCAAGAAAUCAAAUAGCAGCUCAAUAAAGGAGAUCAACUUAAAAUGGAUGCAUUUAUUAGGGCCAUGACAAAUUAUGAAAACACUCAAACUGAUUGGGAAUAAACUAAAAUUAAGGUGAGCUCUAGAAUCUCCAGAAAAACUGGCUAAUCCAUGAAUGACAAGAUUGAAUAAUUCAGAGUCAAAUAAGAAGUUAAGUAAUUGCUUGAUCAUAUCACGCCCAUUGAUUAAAAAUUAGGCAAUGAUUAUUGGAAAUAAGGAUUAAGGUCGCAAGAAUCAACUCUAAAAAGAAGGAACCCCUACAAGUACAUAGACAAAUUAGAAGAGGAUCCCAAUUAUCAAAUUGACAAAAAGCCUCCGGUUAUAGAGAUCAUCAGAAACUAGAACUCGAGUGCCAAAGGAUUUAGACCUUAUUCAUCAUUCACCUCUCGCUUUUAUUUGGAUAGAAAGUUGAAAGAGAAUGAAGAACUUGUUAAGAAACUCAUCCCUUAAAAUUUAGAUGAGAUUGAUCAACUUUCAUUAACUGGAUAGAAUGUGAUGAAAUAAGAAAUCAACUCUGUCAGAAAUCCAAGGGAUAGUUUUGUGAAAAUCACAGGCUCUUUAGCAAAUAGUUAAGGAGGCUUUAAAACAUAUUUUAAGAAAGUACCAAUAAAAUAAGAACAUCAACAACCUGAUGAAGUGAUAGUUUAAAAUUAUGAUAAGAAGAAAAUGUUAAAUACAGGAUAAUUCGGAAGUUUGAAAGGAUAUUUUUGAAUAAAUUUUUAUCAUAAGUUUCAAGCUUUGACUAUUUCUUUUUA
This is a messenger RNA of Paramecium tetraurelia, 1319 nucleotides long. RefSeq lists its product as uncharacterized. The transcript has 4 exons. Lineage: Eukaryota; Ciliophora; Oligohymenophorea; Peniculida; Parameciidae. The record is from RefSeq and is a predicted model, not a curated record.